This is a messenger RNA of Plodia interpunctella (Indianmeal moth), 1761 nucleotides long. Its product is annotated as apyrase-like. Gene Ontology annotation, molecular function: metal ion binding; nucleotide binding; 5'-nucleotidase activity. Bases 51 to 1682 code for a protein of 543 amino acids. The record is from RefSeq and is a predicted model, not a curated record. Lineage: Eukaryota; Metazoa; Arthropoda; Insecta; Lepidoptera; Pyralidae. Gene Ontology annotation, biological process: AMP catabolic process. The transcript is spliced from 11 exons. Gene Ontology annotation, cellular component: plasma membrane.
UUUAUUGGUACCAUCGUAGUAAGCAUGUGUCACUAGCAUUUUUUUAAAUCAUGAAAUUUCUGAUCUUUUACAUUUUUCUGUGCUCUGUUGCCACUCAAGAGAUAACAGAAGAUUUGUUCGAGUUAAAUAUUCUACAUUACAAUGAUUUUCACGCCAGAUUCGUAGAAACCAGUCCAGCUGGUUUGGUCUGUGAUGCCGCCACGGAGCCAUGUGUCGGAGGAUUCGCCAGACUCACCACCGCGGUCCGAGAGGCCAUGCUGAGGGAGCCCCAGUCCCUGCUGCUGAAUGGGGGGGACAGCUUCCAGGGAACCAUCUGGUAUAACCUGCUGAGGUGGAACGUCACGCAGGAGUUCAUGAAUUUGCUGCCUCAUGAUGCACAUGUACUAGGAAACCAUGAAUUUGACAACGGUAUCAGCGGAGUAGUUCCUUAUUUGCAAUACCUGAAAGAUCCAGUAGUGACUGCCAACAUCAUUGACGAUGGUGAACCGACCAUCCAAGGAUUGUAUGAGCGCAGCAUCGUAGUGGAGCGAGCGGGACGCAGGAUUGGAAUCAUCGGUGUUAUUAUUGCUACUACUAAUGUGUUGGCAUCUACUGGCAAUUUAGUAUUUACUGAUGAGGUUGACACUGUGAGACGUGAAGCGGAGCUGUUACAUGACCAAGGGGUGGACAUCAUCAUUGUUUUAUCACAUUGCGGUCUCGAUAUCGACAGAGAUAUAGCUCUAAACGGAGGUCCAUACAUAGACAUAGUAGUCGGCGGCCACAGCCACACGUUGCUGUAUGAUGGAGAACCUCCUGACACAUCAGCAUUCGUCCCCCAAGGACCUUACCCGGUUCUUGUGGACCAGAAUGGGAAACAUGUUCUAAUUGUUCAAGCGGCAGCCCACACCCUAUAUUUGGGUGAAAUAAAAUUAUUUUUCGAUGCCUUUGGCAGCCUCGUCAGGUGGGAAGGGAAUCCGCAUUAUAUUGGUAAUGAAAUUGAACAAGCCCCGGACGUAUUAGAAAAGGUGAACCACUACCUGCCAUUCAUAACUGAAUACGCUUCCCGCGAGCUGGGCCAGUCGCUGGUGCACAUGUCUGCAGACUGCACCUGCCAGGAGUGCAACCUGGGCAGCUUCAUCUGCGAAGCGUUCUUGGACUCUGCGAUAGGCAUGGCUGAAGGUGAUGACUGGCACCACGCCCACUUCUGCGUCAUGAAUCAGGGAAGCAUUAGAGCUGAUAUAGGCGAUGGAGUAAUAACAUACGAAUCGUUGAUCCUCUCCACGCCGUUCGAGAACAGAGUGGAAGUUUUCGACCUGCGCGGCGACCACAUUAUGGAAAUGCUGGAGUUUUCAGUCGCCAACGACCCGUUUCCUGGCGCUAGGAUGCUGCAAGUGUCAGGGUUGCAACCUGUGUUUGACGGUUCUCGACCCCGUGGCGACAGGGUUGUCAACGUAACUGUACGGUGCAUCGAAUGUGACGUGCCUCGCUACGAGCCUUUGCAACGAGACAAGUAUUAUAGAGUUGUCACACAGAACUUCAUAGCGGAAGGCGGUGACGGAUUUACUAUGAUAUCAGAAAACCGUCGUAACGUUGAAGUAGUGGGCGUGGACUACGAUAUCCUGAUGCGGUACAUAGAACGCCUGUCCCCUGUCUUCAGCGAAGUGGACGGGAGGAUACACAUUGACAACCCAUGUCUGAGUUAAUGACACUUUGCGAAUAACCUCAUCAAAUUUAUAUUAUGACCAGUUGAAGAAGGUUUUAAUAAAGUUAUACCAAACUGUA